AUGUCGACCAUCAUACGAAGCAGACACAUCCACGGACUCAAUAGUAUAUCAAAGAGAUUGUUUUCUUCAAAGGCUUCUGCAGUAAAUGACCUUCAUAUAUCCGCUUUUGAUAUCUACGAAAAGUCGUCUAUCGACUCGGAUGUUAAUCAAAUAGAUGAUAAAGUUGGUGGGGUUAUAAGAACAAGUCCCUCAGAGGUAUUCUUAAAAUCAUUGCCAGAAACGCAUUUUCUGUCUGGUGUUAAGUUAGAUCUGUCGGGCUUGACUCAGAAACAAAUCAUUAAGAGACAGAUAUAUAGAUUGGCUGAGAUAAAGGAUUAUGAAUCAUUGAUAAGUUUAUUCUUAAAAAUAACAGAUUCAUCCCUGAAUUCACGAUCUUGGAAACACUUUAUAACUUCUGAUGAAUUAUCAUAUUAUUUGAGGUCUGUCAUAGAUCAUGAGAUUAACUUAAUGAGUAAGGCUGCUAGAGAAAAACUGAACUUCGAGACAAAGGGAAAAUUUUAUUCCAAGAGAAACGAGGCAAGAAGAUUCCGAGAAGGUAUAAGAAAAGUGUAUAGCAACUUGCUUUAUGCCGAUUCCCAAGAAUAUAUCUAUGAUCAAUCUAAAAGGGCAGAUUUAUAUAACUCGACUAGCCUUACCGGUUAUAAAUUAAGUGUCAGUGAUUAUGAAAACUUAAUAUAUUUAGAAUUGCAUAAUUUUAAAUUAGACUUAGCAUCGAAAUGGUUUCAGAGAUUUGAAGAAGACUAUCCAAACUUUGCUGAUAUAAUGCCCCACAGCAUGUGGGUGUUAAAAUUACAAACAUAUUGUGGUGGAGAUCCCCGUUUAUGGCCUAUGAAAAACAACUAUCUCACCACAAAGUAUUACAAUCCUAGAAAAUCCAAAUUCAAAAAAGAAUUGUCAUUUUUAUCGGUGUUUAAUGAAUAUUGUAAGUCAAGAAAUGUGGACAAGAGUGGGUUAAUUCUAGACGAUAAGUUUAAAGAGACAUUAAUAUAUUCUAUUGGUUAUUCAAAGAACCUCAAGUUUUUAUCAACAUACAUUGAAUCGACAUGGGGUAUCAAAGAAGACGGAGAAGUAGAUGGGAGAUUAUUUACUGCUCUUGAUGGGUCAGAAUAUCCAACUAUAGGACAUUUGAAGGCCAUAGUAAUAUCCUAUUGCUAUAAUCAAGAGUUUUUCAAAGCUAUGAGAUACACGAAUCUAUUCCAAAAACAUUAUCCUAUUGAUCUUGCUGGAGUUUCAUCGAAAAAUUUCUGGGAGAACAUUUUCAAAUGGUGUAACUAUUCAACUUCAUUUAAUGAAGAAAGAGCAUUAAACGCCUAUUUAAAACAAACCUCUAUGUCAAAGACGAGUAGUUCUCCAAAGUCUCUCAUAGAUAUGCAAAAAGAUGCCGACUUUGACUAUGAGGGAUUUUUAGCAUACCUAAACAAGCUUAAGUCAACAAGAUCGAAUACUUUCAAUGAAUUAUGGAACCUUUUUAAUGACACCAGUUCUAUCUUUUCAGAUAGAAUAUGCAAAAUUUAUUUAGACUUUUUAAAGGAAGAAUACGUGGAAGUUGUUGACGAAGAGAAAUAUUAUGGUAUGUUAAAGUGCUUAUUGAAGUUUUACCACCAGUAUCAUGUUUCAUCAACGUCGUUUAAUAAGAGAUUGAUACCAAAUCCUGUUAAUGACAUAGAUCUAACUAUUCGAGGCUUAUAUGAGGAUGCUCUCAAGUCUCUAGUGGAAGUGAAAUGGAAAGCCACUUACAUGGGACAGUGCCAACCAUUAAUCAACGAAUGGUCUAUCGACCUGCAUAUGAGAGAUUCUCUUACAUUGUGGUUGAGAUCAGAAGUUUCGCCUAAAUUCAGAGAGAUGAUUGAAAAGAGGAGAGAAAACCAUAUGAUUGCAUUAAGAACAGAAGAUAGUGAUACAUUUUUAGAUUUAAUAUAG
Priceomyces carsonii is the source of this 1920-nucleotide messenger RNA. RefSeq lists its product as uncharacterized. Bases 1 to 1920 code for a protein of 639 amino acids. The transcript has a single exon. The record is from RefSeq and is a predicted model, not a curated record. Lineage: Eukaryota; Fungi; Ascomycota; Pichiomycetes; Serinales; Debaryomycetaceae.